Molecule: messenger RNA, 570 nt
Organism: Acanthosepion pharaonis
Lineage: Eukaryota; Metazoa; Mollusca; Cephalopoda; Sepiida; Sepiidae
Source: the annotation of a GenBank genome assembly
AUGAAGUCUGGCACUUCCUUCAGCAAACGGUAUACCUGUGCCUUUCUCCUUCCCGUAUGUUCUCUCCCUUCCUCUCGCUCUCUCGACACUCGAGACGGUCCUCCUGGGUGGGGUAGAGCUCGGAUGACCCUCUUUUCUCGGACUAGCAACCCAUGUCUCCCCUCCAUUCGAGUUAGGAUUGUUCCGUUCGGUGUGGUCCAUCUUUCUCCUGCGAGGAUAGGUUCGUCUCGGGUGACCCGCUCCUCCACGGCGCCAACACCUUCGCUCCUUACAACUGGCCGAAAAGUGCCCGACCACACCACAUGUCCAACAUCUCAGAGUGCAAUGAGCGAACAAAGAAAACCAAAAUGUGACUUACCUGAGGUCCACCACUCCGUGUUUUGUUUCUUUUUCCUCUUUCUUUUGUUUCAUUCUCUUUUCCUUCUUAUGUCUUUUUCAGAUCAAUAUAGCUCGAAGACUAGAGUCCUUUCUGGUCUUAAUUGGUCCCGACUGGACAAAUGCAACCUUCUCUCCUCUUUCAGACGGCCGUGGCAACUCCCAACGGGUCUAUCCUGGUUAACACGGCACUAG